Messenger RNA from Tarenaya hassleriana, 1057 nucleotides. RefSeq names its product pyrrolidone-carboxylate peptidase. Gene Ontology annotation, biological process: proteolysis. Lineage: Eukaryota; Viridiplantae; Streptophyta; Magnoliopsida; Brassicales; Cleomaceae. Bases 150 to 803 code for a protein of 217 amino acids. The transcript has 5 exons. Gene Ontology annotation, molecular function: pyroglutamyl-peptidase activity. The record is from RefSeq and is a predicted model, not a curated record. Gene Ontology annotation, cellular component: cytosol.
UUCUCUUAUUCGGUCGAAAAGCCUGAACAGAAGCCAGGUCUUGUUCAUUAGGAGGAUUCAGAAGUCAUCGAGAGUUUUUGGAUCGAGUUUCUCAGUUCUUGGGCUUGAAGCAAUUUUUGGACGAAAACAGGGAAGUGAAAGAGGAAGGGAUGGGGUCAGAAGGUGCAAAGGGUGGUAUUACCAUUAACGUGACGGGGUUCAAGAAGUUUCUAGGGGUGGUUGAAAAUCCAACGGAGAGAAUAGUGAAUAAUCUGAAGGAGUAUACGGAGAAAAGAGGCUUGCCCGAGGGAGUGACCCUUGGAAGCUGCACUGUUCUUGAGACUGCUGGUGAAGGCGCAAGGCCCCAACUUUACAAGCUCUUGGAGUCGCCUGUCUCUGGAUCCGUUAACAGCAAUCAAACUGUUGUCUGGCUUCAUCUUGGGGUGAAUAGUGGGGCGACAAAGUUUGCCAUUGAAAGGCAGGCCGUGAACGAAGCUCAUUUCCGUUGUCCUGACGAGUUAGGCUGGCAACCACAGCGGGUUCCUAUAGUCUCGGAAGAUGGUGGAACUUCCAAGAUAAAAGAGACGUCGUGCUCAACGGAGGUGAUCUUAAAGAAUCUGAAGAACAGGGGAUAUGACAUCGUACUAUCAGACGACGCUGGCCGAUUUGUAUGCAACUACGUGUACUACCACUCGCUCCGGUUCACAGAGCAGAAGGGCCACAAAUCUCUGUUCGUUCACGUCCCUCUCUUCUCCAGAAUCGACGAAAACACGCAGAUGCAGUUCGUGGCUGCUCUCAUGGAAGCCAUUGCCUUGACAUGUUAGCCUUUGUAUUCCCCUCGUGUAAACUUAAAAUGUAUAUUUAUUGCGUUUCGUGAAGGCUUGUUUCUUUGGUUUGGAAUUGGGAUUGUAAAUCAGCUGGAAUUUGUGGUAAAGACGGUCUCUCGAGGUUCAGAUACUUUCUGGGUUUGUUGGCUUCGUUUACCAAGCAAUGGAGGCGGGGAAGAAUGACCUUCUUCUGAUCGUCUGUGUAAUAAAAAUCACUCAUUCAAAGUGAAAGGUCAGAUCUUUCAAUGUUA